Messenger RNA from Centruroides sculpturatus (bark scorpion), 433 nucleotides. Its product is annotated as TFIIH basal transcription factor complex helicase XPB subunit-like. The coding region runs from base 119 to 352 and encodes 77 amino acids. The record is from RefSeq and is a predicted model, not a curated record. The transcript is spliced from 3 exons. NCBI's taxonomy places the organism in Eukaryota, Metazoa, Arthropoda, Arachnida, Scorpiones, Buthidae.
UGGAUGGUACUUCUCGCCUGGAAUAAAGAAGCGGUCGCAACGUGCUGGCUAUUAUACGUCCAGCAAACAAUAAAGCAAUAAGUCGUUAAGUAAAUGAAAUCGAAUAACUGUAUAGAUUAUGGGUAAAAAUAAAGAUUACAAAAAACACAGGCGAAAGCAGGAACUAGACGAAGUCAUUCCAGAUGAUGUUAAUGAUGAUGUUGAGACAGAUGGAGUACCAGCUGCAGCUAGCCAACAUCUUUCAGAAGAUACUACAAAAGAAGAUGAGUUUGGUGCCAAAGAUUAUCGUUCUGUCAUGCAAUUACGGGUUGAUCAUAAUUCUAGACCUUUAUGGGUGGUAAGUAUAAAAUGAUUAACAAAGAUUGACAAAUAUAGAACAAAGAAUAAAAUUAUAAAUUAAACAGCUAAACAAUGAACUGCAACCUUUUGCAGU